Messenger RNA from Hypoxylon fragiforme, 1619 nucleotides. Its product is annotated as NAD(P)-binding protein. Bases 408 to 1289 code for a protein of 293 amino acids. The transcript has a single exon. The record is from RefSeq and is a predicted model, not a curated record. Lineage: Eukaryota; Fungi; Ascomycota; Sordariomycetes; Xylariales; Hypoxylaceae.
UAGUCUGAUACAUUUCUGUCGUUAUCAAUACAACUAACCUAGUACAUAAGCAAGAGUACUAUACUAACAUAAAUAAGUUUCCGAGACGGGCUGAUUAAUCCUCCGUCUCUUGCUUCUCCAUGUAUUCUAGACCAUGGCCUUACCUAAUUUGUUUCCGCGCAUAGCUUCGCCCACGCCCACCACGAUGUCCCAUGCCCACCUACCUAGGUAGCUAGUUACCUAGUUAGGCCAAGUUCAUUCACUCUUUGUAUGGCUCAUCCAUUUAUGCGUCCGAGUUUCAGCUAGUGCUGUUGAAAAUGUUGCCAGAUUUAUGUUUUCUCGGACUUCUUUUUGGCUAGGAUAUCUCGAGAUGGUUUGUAUAGGUACCCUAGUGGGAUGGGUAUAAGGAGGAGAGUGGCCCCUUUGUGAUGCGAUUUGGAAUAUUAGGUGAUUCAGACGAUAUAUACUUACAUAUAUCGCACACAUAUACACUCACACACACACUUCCAGCAAAAAUGUCCACCUCACCAAGCCACCCCCACAAAACCAUCGCCUUCUUCGGCGCCUCCACCGGCGUCGGCCUCGCAGCGCUAAAACGCGCACUCGCCGCGGGCCACACUUGCAUCGCGCUGUGCCGGACGCCCUCCAAGCUCCUGGACAAGCUGCCCGCGGCGGACAGGGAGCACCCGAACCUAAAGGUGGUGCAGGGGGACGCGCACGAUUUGGCGGCUGUCACGCGGUGCUGUUUGCAGGCACACGCGCAAGAUGGGGAGGGGAGCGAGGGAGGGGGAAAAGGUAAAAAACCAGUGGAUGUGAUCCUCUCCUCCAUCGGCGGCGUCUUCCAGUUCCCGCGCAUGACGCUGGACGACCCGCACGUCUGCGAACGGGGUAUGGCGACACUUCUCGAGGCUGUCACCUCGGUACGACAACAGCAGCAGCAGGAGCAGGAGGGGGAGGGGGAGGGGGAGUGGACGCCGCGCAUCGUCGUCGUGAGCACGUGCGGCAUGGCGCGGCACCGCGACUACCCGCUCGCGACGUUCCCGAUGUACAAGUUCCUGCUGCGGGUGCCGCACGCGGAUAAGAUUAAGAUGGAGCGCGCGCUCGUGGCGGGUGCUGGCUACACCUACACGAUCGUCAGGCCGAGCCUGCUCGUGGACGCCGCGGCGCCGCAGCGCGAGAUCCGGGUUGGCGUGGACGACGAGCCGGCGGUGGGGUACACCAUCUCGCGGGACGAUGUUGGGGGUUGGAUAUAUGAGAGUGUUUUGGAUAAGGGGGGGUUUGGGAAUAGGAUUGUUACGGUGACUUGGUGAUUGAUAAUACUUUUAAUACUUACCCGGGGAAUUAAUGCAGCACGGGAUCUUACAUGCCUUACCUAACCUAGGGGCUGCUGAGAGAUCUGGGGGCUAUGUUUCGUUUGCAAGCUAACGAACGGAAUUGAUUGGAGGCGCUUUGGAUGUUGGUCCGGUGUAGUUAGUUAUAUUGUCACUUGCUUUUCUUUUUUGUUUUAGAUACCAGUCAGCCGCUCAGCUCUUUACCCAUCGAGUCACCUCACUUCCAGGUUACCUACGAAGUAACCUACCUAAUCUACAUAUGUAACCUAGUUAUGUAUGUAUAUAUAUAUGUAUGUAUAUAUGAAUGCC